This is a messenger RNA of Seriola dumerili (greater amberjack), 2286 nucleotides long. It is a transcript of the gene msto1, whose product is annotated as misato 1, mitochondrial distribution and morphology regulator. The coding region runs from base 106 to 1878 and encodes 590 amino acids. Gene Ontology annotation, cellular component: cytoplasm. The transcript has 14 exons. Gene Ontology annotation, biological process: mitochondrion distribution. The record is from RefSeq and is a predicted model, not a curated record. NCBI's taxonomy places the organism in Eukaryota, Metazoa, Chordata, Actinopteri, Carangiformes, Carangidae.
CUCUGGGUUAGUGUGUCUCUGUUCAGUGUUGUCAUUUCCAACAUGUCCAUCAAACCCGGAGAACAGAGUUUCAUGUCUUCUGUUUCUGAGCGUUGAUCCGUCACGAUGAGCGGCCUCUGUAGAGAAGUCAUCACUCUGCAGCUCGGACACUAUUCCAACUUUGUGGGGACUCACUGGUGGAACUUACAGGAUGCAUCUCUGUCAUACGACCCCGAGACGCCACUGGGUGAGAUCCAGAACGAUGUCGUGUUUCGUGAGGGACAGACUCUGGGCGGACACGUCACCUACACACCUCGCCUCAUCGCCAUGGAUCUCAAAGGAAGUCUGCGGACUCUGCGUCAGGAGGGAAGUCUGUAUGACCCAGGCAAAGACACGUCAGCUGUCACAUGGGAGGGGAGCCUCAUGAUGCAUAAAGAAAGUCCUCCUGCUAAGAACUCCUUCCUGGAGGAUCUGGACAAACUGGAUAAGGGAGAGAUACUCGCUGAGGCUGAUUUCUCCUGCAGCUCUCAGCCUCAGCGCUCAGCAGCAGCUUCACUGAGUGUGGACACAGUGAACAGUCGGCUGGCUCAGGUCCAGAAGGGCUACAGGCUGGAGGGCAACGUGAAGGUGUGGUCCGACUUCCUCCGGAUCCACCUGCACCCCCGCACCAUCUCCGUCAUCCACCAGUACAACCACGACGGGGAGGCUCACCGGCUGGAGGCCUUCGGUCAGGGGGAGGCUCUGCUGCAGGGGGCGGUGCUGGAGGACCUGGAGGACAAACUGCACUUCUUUGUGGAGGAGUGUGAUUAUCUUCAGGGUUUCCAGGUGCUGUGUGACAUGGCUGAUGGCUUUGCAGGCCUGGGGUCAAAGGUCACAGAGAUGCUGCUGGACUCUUACAGCGGGAGAGGCAUCCUGACCUGGGGGUUAGCUCCUGUCAGUCACCCCAACUCAACUCCAGUGAAGGACUUUUAUCACCUGUUGAACUGCACCUUAGCGACUGCUCACCUGUCCAGUCACAGCUCUUUCUUCUGCCCGCUGACUCUGAGAGGUGGCCUGGGCAGACGGCCCCCCUCCCCCACAGCCUUCCCCCACCUCAACUACGAUCCCUCACUGUGGUACCACUCCAGCUCAGUCCUGGCUCUGGCUCUGGACGCCCUCACGCUGCCGUACAGGCUGAGGAACAACAGCGCCCCCAUGUGGCAGGUGGCCGACACUCUGGCCGUGUCGGGGAGGAAGGUGGUUGCUGCUUACGGCGCCGUCCCCUUUCCCAUGAUGCACGGCAGCUCGCUCCCUGACGCCCUCAGCGCCUGCACAGACGCUCUGCCCUGGAAACCUCUGUCGGCGUGCUCUGAGCCGGGCGACGGUCGAUGUUACGCCCAGUGGGCGACGCUCAAAGGCUUCGAGGGCCAGCGACUCAUCAGCGCUCUGACUCCAGGGACUAAACCUCCCUCUCCUCUGCACAGCCUCCACAGUGGGGAGGACGUCCUGGCGUCCUACAUCAGAUCUUUCUAUCCCACGUCUCCUCUCGCUCUGCGGCUGGUGUCGACUCCCAGUAAACUGACACCACCGUUCCCUCAGAUCUUCCCUCGCUCCCUCGAUGAUCAGGGUUUCCUUCAGAGCCAGCCCCCCGCACUCGGCUCGCCGGCCUCUGUGGUUUCCUCUGUACCCGUCCUGACGUCCCUCCAGUCGGGGCCUGUUCUCGGCUCGUGGCUCUCGGAGCUGCACCGUGGCGCAAGCACCUUUGACAUCCGCCGCGUGGCCCCCAGCUUCCUCUCCCAGGGGCCCGAAAUGGCCGACUACGAGGAAGCCCUGGAGCAGCUGCGCCUGUUGUCGCGGUGUUACAGAGAUGACAGUGGUGGCGUGAUGCGCUCUUCCUCUGAAGAGGAUGAUGAUGACUGACAUGGACAGUAGACUGAUAAUACAGACACAGCUGUGCCUCUGGUUACUGAAGGAGCAGGACUGAAUCACAUGGUGACACAUAUGGAAUGACAUCUAAAUCAAUAUUCAAUAAACACAUAAAUAAGCUCUGAAAUAAAUAAAUUAGGUAACAAAGGUCAAAAUAUAUACAUACAUGUAAAUAUAUAAAUGAGUAAAUAGCUAUAUAAAUCAAUAAAUAAAUUGCUUUUUGUUUUAAAAAUGUUUCAGUGCUGUUGCUUUGGUCUGAAUCUGUGAGAUAACCACGCCCCCUCAUUUGAAUAUAACAGAUGCAAAUAAAAAGCUGGGAAAUUAAUGUGGUAUUAAAAAAUAAAAGUCUCCAGAAAUAAGUAUGAAUGUCAUUUUUAAAAUACAAAGCAAUUUUAUGUAUUU